UUGUUUCUCUAGGCAACAGUCACCCAGUCCGUUUUGUUAUAAGUUGCACCCUAAAUAGGAUUAUUCACGGUAGUUUAGAAAUUGCACAGAACAAGAUGGCUAUGACAGAAUCAAGGAAUGACCUUCACUUAACAUCAACUGGUGUAGCCCAUGGCUACAACGAUAACCUACCCUUUCCUCCCAGCGGAUUUCAGCGAACAGUUCUAAAUGUACUUCCCCCUCCAUUGGCACAACGAGAAACUCUUGACCAGUUCUCAACAACAACUGGAACAGCACAUAAUUACAAACCAAGCAAUACUAGUUUAUCAAACACAAUUCACAAAAAGGCACCAGGUCAUUGGAAUGUUGGUUAUGUGGAAGACCUAAUCAAAAAGCUCCAAGUUAAACCAUGGAGGCAACCUUUGACAAUGGGAAACCAAUCAAGUGAGAUGAAGGCUGAAUAUACUGGAAUACCAGGGGUUUCAAUGUCAAGGCAUUUUUGCAAUGAUAUCCAGCCUCCAACCUACAGGCACCACCACACUGGAGGACCAUUAAAGAAAAUAGUUCCAUCAACACAGAAUAAAGAAUUGAUGGGGCAAAAAUAUCUCGUACCGGAGAGAGGUGUUUUCAGUUACCAUGGAGAUAUGUACUUAACAACAACACAGAAAAAUCAUAGAGCUUUUACAAAAGUUGAACUUGGUAAAUAUCCUCAAAAAGAAUACGCAACAUACUGGGAAUGUGAAAGCUACCCGAAAGCAUGGGGCCAUGGGUCAAAAACUAAUCCACUGCCCCCUAACACUGUGAAAAAGGAAAAAGGACCAAUGAGAGAUGAAAUAUGGUUCAAAACACCAACCGUUGUCUCAAGAAUCCCCAAGAGUCUUGAAGUUGUCCCUAACAAAGGUCUGUGUUCAGAAGUUAUGGCUAAUUUUACAUCUCCAAACGAAAAUAAACGCGAGGAACUCUUUCAUUGUCCAGUUCCAUCACCCUGGACAUUGUCUGGCCCUGGACCGGAAGAAAUUUUCAGCGUUCCACACAUGUACAAGACAGAGUACGGAAACUAUGGUAGCAGAAAACCAAUUUCUGUCACAUAAUUAUCUGAAUUUUUAUAUAGUAGUUUUUAAAGUCAAUUAAUUUUGUAUUUAAAUUACCUCAUAAGACUGUAGCUUUGAUAAUAAACCUCAGCAUAAAUGUAAAAUUUUGAUAACCUUUUGUUGUAAAAUAUGAAUUUGUCUUGUAAUGAUAAUGAUGCAUUUGUCCAUAAUAUAUUUGUCAUGUUCCUCUGU
Molecule: messenger RNA, 1262 nt
Organism: Rhopilema esculentum
Lineage: Eukaryota; Metazoa; Cnidaria; Scyphozoa; Rhizostomeae; Rhizostomatidae
Product: stabilizer of axonemal microtubules 3
Source: RefSeq, a predicted model, not a curated record